Messenger RNA from Parnassius mnemosyne (clouded apollo), 1671 nucleotides. The record is from the annotation of a GenBank genome assembly. Lineage: Eukaryota; Metazoa; Arthropoda; Insecta; Lepidoptera; Papilionidae.
AUGAGUGAAUAUUACAAUGUAGUGCCGUGGUAUAGUAGCAAAGAAUGGCAAAAACUGUAUGUGGACAUGUAUUCGCCAUCUUCUACAGUUUCAUCCAAAGAGGAAGCUCUUAAAUUACUUAUGAUUUGGAAAGCUAGAAGCCCUUCGUUGCCUUCUGGGAUCGAAUCUACUUUAACAUUACUCGAAGUACAAAUUCAAGACAUCAAAAACAUCCAUACCGUCAAUGAUACAAUGCUAUGCUUAGCUUAUUCAACAGCUUUAAUGCGAUUUGUUAACCACAUGCUUGACUCUCAAACCGCUAAAGGAUCAAGUUUGUAUAAAGCAGCCAAAAAUUUGGGUGUUCCAGAUUGGAUUGUAGACCUUCGACAUGAUACUGCACAUGGUAACACCUUGCCAUCAAUAGAAUUGCUUAGAGAAGCGACAUUGAUUAGUUUAGAUUGGCUCAAGAAAAAUUACUGGGACAAGCAUAAAGAGUUUAUUAAUGACUAUGUUUGCGGUCAGAUAGACUUAGAUGAAAGUGGAGAAAACAAAAUAAGUGCACUGAUGAGUUUUUGUGUUUCAUUGAGUAUCUGUGCUCAUUCCAAGUUGAAUAUCAAAAGUUUAGGUGAUAUUCCUGACAUAAAUAUGAGAGAAUCGAUAGUAAAUGAUAUAAGAGAUUUAUUUAAAGAUUCAUUAGAUUUGUCAAACAUGAAAAAAGUUUCCAUUCGUUCCUUAAUAAAUUUAAUUAACACACAAUCUAAGCGUCUUUUAAAAUCAAAAAAUACUGCAAUACUUGUAAAUAAAACUUUACUCGGUAAAAAUUCAAUAUUUUUAUCUUUAGAAGUAUUAAAUUUUCUUAAUGAUGGUACUCCUAAAAAGGAAUCUAGUCUCAGUAAGCAUUAUGUACAUUGUUUUGAAGUAUUGCUUACGUUUUUACAUACAAAUGAUUUGCUUCAAGAAUUUAUAUUGGAGCUCAUAAAAAUAUCACAAAAUACUAAUGAGAAUAGACAUAAAUGUUGGCUUGCUGCUGUUUGGAUAUCAGAAAUAUUAUGUGCAUUAAAAAAGUCAAGUCAAUUUGUAAGCAAGAUGAAUAAAAAAAAGUCUGGUACAGAGGUUAAGAAAAGAAAAGAUCUUAAAACCCUUUUUUAUCACUGGUUCCCUAACGAAAAAGGUUGUGGCCUUUUAUUGGAUUUGAAUAAGCCAGUACCUAAAGAUUUAACUGAUAUAAAUUUUGUGCGGCCUAUUAUUUCAUCAUAUAAUGAAUACCUUACUUAUUUCAUAAAGGAUAUUCUGAAUCUAAUUGAACCACAGUUACCAUCAUUAAUAACAGAAAAAAUAUGUAAACUGGCCAAGAUGAUAUCAUCUCCUUCCAAAUUUGCUGGUAAUUCAACACCAUCUAAAAUAUUUACCGUUGAUGACAUAAAAGCAGCUACAGAAGAUUCUUUCAUUAUUGACAUAGAGGCAAAUACAAAAUUAUCAGAUAAUCAAGAAGUAAAUGUUUCAAGUAACUUAUUUGGAAGUGAAGUAACAUCUGCAGGCCAAAUGAGCUAUGGUAUAUGGCAAAUAGUUGCUAAACACCAUGAUUGGUCUUCAUGCCCAAUUGGAAAAUUGCCAUGGCAACAUGGCACUGAAUCUGAACAAAUUGAAGUAAACACAAACAAUAUACAAUCUAUGGACACCGAGAUAAAUUGA